AUGGGUUUUCUUGGCUGGACCAGGGGAGAAGACUCCUCCUCCCCCACCCCCCCACCCCCCAUCCCCCAGCGACUUCAGACUGGCCUGCAUGUGUGGGGGACCCAGGUCAGAGAACUGAAAGGCUUGGGCCAGGUGAGGGGCGGGGCCCUCCCAGAAAGGCUCCACCCUCGUCCGGCCCUUAGGCGUAGGGCAAGACUUCCCAGAGCUCUGCCUGGGAGGCGGGACAGGAGGCUCAGUACAGAGGGACCCAGACCUGUCGACCUGCUCAACUUGGGCCCGCCGCCACCGCCGCCCAUGGGGAACAGCCACUGCGUCCCUCAGGCCCCUAGGAGGCUCCGGGCGUCCUUCUCCAGAAAGCCUUCGCUGAAGGGAAAUAGAGAGGAUGGUGCAAGGAAGCUGGCUGGCCUGUUUGGCUCCGAGGCCGGUCCUGACCUGGACGCCACUGCUGACAAGAUCUUCUACUACAUCCCUGGGACGGACAUCCGGGGCCUGGAGAGCCAGCGAGAAAACCUAGAGCAGCCGUUCCUGAGUGUGUUCAAGAAGGGGCGGCGGAGGGUGCCUGUGAGGAAUCUGGGCAAGGUUGUACACUAUGCCAAGGUCCAGCUACGAUUCCAGCAUAGCCAGGACAUCAGCAACUGCUAUCUGGAGCUGUUCCCCUCCUACCUCUACUUCCAGGCCCAUGGUUCCAAAGGACUCACCUUCCAGGGGCUGUUACCACUGAUGGAGCUGAGUGUCUGCCCGCUUGAGGGGUCCAGAGAGCAUGCCUUCCAGAUCACAGGCCCGCUGCCUGCUCCCCUUCAUGUGCUCUGCCCCAGCCAGGCUGAGCUGGGCCUCUGGCUGUACCACCUGGAAAAGCAGAUAGCCCUCAUGGGAGGGCUGCAACAUUGCCACUCAGCACCCCCACAGGGCCCCCCUGAGGACGAGCUGCCCUGGACCCUGCAGCGCAGGCUGACCCGGCUACGAAAGUCAUUAGGGCAUCAAAUGGUGGGCAGCGCCGUCUGUGCCUCGAGGGUCAAGCUGCAGCAUCUGCCCUCACAGGAGCAAUGGGACCGGCUCCUGGUCCUGUAUCCAACAUCCCUGGCUAUCUUCUCCGAAGAAGCAGAUGGGCUUUGCUUUAAGGGGGAGCUCCCACUCAGCGCCAUCCGCAUCAACCUGGAGGAGAAGGAGAAGCAGAUCCGUUCUUUCCUGAUCGAAGGCCGCUUCAUCAACACUAUCCGUGUGGUGUGUGCGAGCUACGAGGACUACAGCCAUUGGUUACUGUGUCUGCAGACCAUCUCGCCCAGGGAUGGAGCCGCCCCUCUGGCGGGCCCUGAGAGCUUCGCAGGCCCACGGGUGUCCACACAGGUCAUGGGUGGUGGCCGAGGCUCACUCUCCUCAGAUGGACAAACAAGCUGGGACUCCCCCUCCACCCACACCAGCCCCUCUGUCCCUGAGUCCUCAGUGCCAUCCACCACCCGCUGCCCUGCCCAGGCUGUACCUGACCAGGCCAACCCGGGCUGCACCAGCGUCAGCAGGCAGAGGGCAGAACUGAGAUGGAGCAGCAUCAGCCAGUCACCCAGGAGUAAGGCCCGGGGUGAGGGGCCCAGCCUGGCCACCUCGUUGUACUUGGACCUGACCAAGCUGAGCAGGCAGAGCCUAGAGGACAACCCUGAGGCCCCAGACCACCCUCUGAAGACCCCACACUCCCCACUCUAUGCUGAUCCCUACACACCACCUGCUACCUCCUACCACAAGAUCACAGACGUCCAGGGCCUGGAUGAGUUCCUCAGCGCAAUGCAGAACUCACUUGGACCUGAGUCCUCGAGCCCCUUCCCCUCGGUCCCUGUGUCUGUGCCUGUCUCUGACCCCAGCUCUGGACUCUCCGGUCCCCACUUGCUCUCCAAGAAGGGAGCCCUGCAGCCCAGAGCCUCUCAGCGGCACCGAGGCUCCAUCAAGGGCCGGGGGCCACCACCCCCAGACUCCCCUCAGCAUGUGGUCAUCCCCCCAAGAGCUCUGGCAACAUCUGGGACAAGGCUUCAUCUCCCUCCCACAAGCGGUGGCCCCAAGGAGGACCUGAGGCUGGGGGGGGGCUCAUCCAGUGGAUCUGAUGGCCUCUGGGUGACUGGUUCUCAGGACCACCUGCCAGCACAGACCCUGGAGUGGGGGUUUGCAGCAGAGCCUGGGUCUUUCUUUGUGGGGCCACAGGCCGACCGGCAUCCAAUACUUGAACCCCAUCCAGUGCUGAGUCAGUGUCUGAUCCCAGCAGGGUGAAGGGUUCUCCAGAACUCUGAGUUUCCCUGGGCUCUGGAAGGGCCAGGAGGAGAGCCUGAUACUGAAGAUGGCCUGACAACAUGGCUACACCCCAGAUCAAAGCAGGCCUCAUAGAGGGGCUAAAUUUCAUCCUUUCCUCCAGGGAAGGAAUGAGGGAGGCCACUCAAUGCAGGCUUUACCUGGCGGUGGGAGAACGGUGCAGGUGGGAAGGUCAGAGGACUGAGAAAGUCAGGUUAGUGAGGGUCAGAGCACGUGAGAUCAGAGAGCACGAGGAUAGGGAAGUCAGCAAAGUCUGAGACGUCACAAGCAGAAAUAGAAGGGUAUUCUGGGCAAAUGUCAGUAGGCUGUAGCUGGUCAGGAGAAACUGACAAGAGACUAAACAAGAAAGAAAGAGAAGAUUUUAUUUGUGCUGUGUGUCCAUGCAUUUUCCACUCAGCAUCCUGGGGAC
Molecule: messenger RNA, 2698 nt
Organism: Mirounga angustirostris (Northern elephant seal)
Lineage: Eukaryota; Metazoa; Chordata; Mammalia; Carnivora; Phocidae
Gene: PLEKHN1
Product: pleckstrin homology domain containing N1
Exons: 15
Coding region: 1-2250 (749 amino acids)
Biological process (GO): response to hypoxia; positive regulation of apoptotic process; 3'-UTR-mediated mRNA destabilization
Cellular component (GO): cytoskeleton; mitochondrial membrane
Molecular function (GO): cardiolipin binding; phosphatidylinositol phosphate binding; phosphatidic acid binding
Source: RefSeq, a predicted model, not a curated record